AUGGAUGAAUUACAGUGGUUUGGCAUUGGAGAUUUAUUGCGACUUGGUCAGAGACUCAGAGUGAUCCGGUUUGGCUUUGGUGCACAAAGCAGUGAAAACCUUGCAAUUUCCUUAAAUUGUUUUGCUAAAACUGGACCUUACUCUCCACGUCACCCCCAAACCCUAUAUAAACUAACUCCCACUCCCUCAUCCUCAACUCAUUUCCAAACUUUAACGCGCCAAAUUACAAUCACCAUGUCCUCUUCCUCUUCCUCCUUCUUCCCCGCCCAUAUCACCACCGACCAAGAAUUCUCCCUCAUCGUUGCCGCCCUCACCAACGUCGUCUCCGGCUCUACCUCCAGCUCCUCCGUCCCUGAAUUCCGCUUCCCGCACUCCUCCCCGCCUCUUUCUGCCGCCAGCCUUAUGCCGCCACCCCUGCCUAGCAUCCACACGUGUCGCGAGUGCAACAUCGCAGGAUGCCUGGGAUGCAACUUUUUCCCCGAGGAACAAAGGAAGAAAUACAGAGGAGUUAGGCAGAGGCCUUCGGGAAAGUGGGCCGCCGAGAUUCGCGAUCGUCAUCGUUCGGCCCGGGUCUGGCUCGGUACAUUCGAAACCGCCGAGGACGCCGCCCGGGCCUAUGACAAGGCCUCGUUCGAGUUACGCGGCCCACGGGCCAAGCUCAAUUUCCCCUUGGUCGACGAGUCGCUCACUCUCCAGCCGGAGAUGGCUGCAACAGAAGAGCAGAUUAACAACGAGGAUAAUCUCAAUCAAGGCAUGGGAAUGGACUCGCACGAAUUCUGGGACAGGAUCAACGAAGCUGAUUUUCAUCCGUUCAUGAUGAUGAUGGAUUUUACUGGAGAUUCUUCAGACUCUGCUGCCACUGGGUACACUCUCAGUUCCUGAAAUUGAUAUUCAAUUAAACCAAAUAAUUAGUUUUGUUAAUGUGCGUUUAACAAUUGUACAACUCGGCUAAGCGUAUUUGUUAAAUUAGCAUUUGCUAGCUCCACUGCAAUACAUUACACUACAUGUAUUUCUGUAAUAUCUUUCUUCCGCUAGGUUUUUUUCGUGAGGAAGUUGCUGCAUAGUACAAAUCAAGAGUUUUAAUGUUUCAUUUCACCACCCCAAGAGUAUGCUAUGUAUAAAGAUUAGCGUAUUAUUACUGUUAUCAAUAAUAGCUAGUUUUAAGAGCAACUUAUCACUAGUCACUUUCAAUUUGUACAUUUUUAGUAUGAUUUAGGAUAUUAUGCUUGAAUUGGUCAUACUUGUCUUUAUUAUGUUUUUUGUUUAAUAAAACUGCUCUAAAAGAGAUUCUAAUAACUUAUGUUGGGUACAUUGGAGCACAGUUAGUUAAGUGUUUGUUUUGGUGAUGAGAAAAUUUUGGGGGCAGAAGUUUGACGUGGACAGACCCCACAGUGUAUCACCUGAGGAUGUAGAUGUCGUGUGUUGCGCAUUGGGACAGUGAUUCUCUUUACCAAGUCCUAAAGAAAAGUUACGAUUAGUGUCCACGAUGAUUGUCACUUUUACAAGAUGUAAUUGAAGCACGUUUUCAUUU
This is a messenger RNA of Glycine soja, 1531 nucleotides long. RefSeq names its product ethylene-responsive transcription factor ERF109-like. The record is from RefSeq and is a predicted model, not a curated record. The transcript is spliced from 2 exons. Gene Ontology annotation, biological process: ethylene-activated signaling pathway; regulation of DNA-templated transcription. Lineage: Eukaryota; Viridiplantae; Streptophyta; Magnoliopsida; Fabales; Fabaceae. Gene Ontology annotation, molecular function: DNA-binding transcription factor activity; DNA binding. The coding region runs from base 1 to 882 and encodes 293 amino acids.